Peromyscus eremicus (cactus mouse) is the source of this 3126-nucleotide messenger RNA. It is a transcript of the gene Stat1, whose product is annotated as signal transducer and activator of transcription 1. NCBI's taxonomy places the organism in Eukaryota, Metazoa, Chordata, Mammalia, Rodentia, Cricetidae. Gene Ontology annotation, biological process: regulation of transcription by RNA polymerase II; defense response; response to peptide hormone. The record is from RefSeq and is a predicted model, not a curated record. Bases 234 to 2483 code for a protein of 749 amino acids. The transcript is spliced from 25 exons. Gene Ontology annotation, molecular function: DNA-binding transcription factor activity, RNA polymerase II-specific; RNA polymerase II cis-regulatory region sequence-specific DNA binding.
UGCUUUCGGUUUUUCCAGCCCUGAGUCUGUCCAGGCGCCUGGGCGACCGCGGGGACCGCGCCCCACAGACCCCCUUGGGACGCAGCUGAGCGGCGCGGGGAGAUCUGCCCAGGCCUGGGCACCUGCGUGCAUUGGGCCCGCACUGUCCCGUCCCCAGAGCUGCCGCCACCCGGUGCGUGCAGCAGGCACCCAAGUGUUGAGUUCCCCAGCCUGCACCCGGAGACAGCCCCAGGAUGUCUCAGUGGUACGAACUUCAGCAGCUGGACUCCAAGUUCCUGGAGCAGGUCCACCAGCUGUACGACGAUAGCUUUCCCAUGGAAAUCAGACAGUACCUGGCCCAGUGGCUGGAAAAGCAAGACUGGGAGCACGCGGCCAACGAUGACUCCUUUGCCACUAUCCGCUUCCAUGACCUCCUCUCUCAGCUGGACGAUCAGUACAGCCGCUUUUCUCUGGAGAACAAUUUUUUGUUGCAGCAUAACAUCAGGAAAAGCAAGCGCAAUCUUCAGGAUAACUUCCAGGAAGAUCCUGUACAGAUGUCCAUGAUCAUCUAUAACUGUCUGAAGGAGGAGAGAAAGAUUUUGGAAAAUGCUCAAAGAUUUAAUCAGGCGCAGGAGGGGAAUAUUCAGAACGCCGUCAUGUUAGAUAAACAGAAGGAGCUAGGCGGUAAAGUCAGAAGCGUGAAGGACCAAGUCAUGAGCAUAGAGCAUGAAAUCAAGACCCUAGAAGAUUUACAAGAUGAAUAUGACUUUAAGUGUAAAACCUCGCAGAACAGAGAAAGUGAAGCCAAUGGCGUGGCGAAGAAUGACCAGAAACAGGAACAGCUGCUGCUGCACAAGAUGUUUCUAAUGCUCGACAACAAGAGGAAGGAGAUAAUUCACAAGAUCAGAGAGCUGUUGAACGCCAUUGAGCUCACUCAGAACAUCCUGAUUAACGAUGAGCUCGUGGAGUGGAAACGAAGACAGCAGAGCGCCUGUAUUGGGGGGCCGCCCAACGCUUGCCUCGAUCAGCUGCAGAGCUGGUUCACCAUUGUCGCAGAGAGUCUGCAGCAGGUUCGCCAGCAGCUUAAAAAGCUGGAGGAGUUGGAGCAGAAGUUCAACUACGAACAGGACCCCAUUACAAAAAACAAGCAGGUGUUGUCGGACCGCACCUUCGUCCUCUUCCAGCAGCUCAUCCAGAGCUCAUUCGUGGUGGAACGACAGCCAUGUAUGCCAACUCAUCCCCAGAGGCCGCUGGUUUUGAAGACUGGGGUGCAGUUCACUGUGAAGUUGAGACUGUUGGUGAAAUUGCAAGAGCUGAAUUAUAAUUUGAAAGUGAAAGUCUCAUUUGAUAAAGACGUGAACGAGAAGAACACAGUGAAAGGGUUCCGGAAGUUCAACAUUCUGGGCACGCACACAAAAGUGAUGAACAUGGAAGAGUCCACCAAUGGAAGCUUGGCAGCGGAGUUCCGACACCUGCAACUGAAAGAACAGAAAAAUGCUGGGAACAGAACCAAUGAGGGACCUCUCAUUGUCACUGAAGAACUUCACUCUCUUAGCUUUGAAACCCAGCUGUGCCAGCCAGGCUUGGUAAUUGACCUUGAGACCACCUCUCUGCCUGUCGUGGUGAUCUCCAACGUCAGCCAGCUCCCCAGCGGUUGGGCGUCCAUCCUGUGGUACAACAUGCUGGUGACAGAACCCAGGAAUCUCUCCUUCUUCCUGAACCCGCCGUGUGCGCGCUGGUCCCAGCUCUCAGAGGUGCUGAGCUGGCAGUUUUCGUCGGUCACCAAGCGAGGUCUCAACGCAGACCAGCUGAGCAUGCUGGGAGAGAAACUUCUGGGUCCUAACCCUGGCCCUGACGGUCUUAUUCCGUGGACAAGGUUCUGUAAGGAAAAUAUCAACGAUAAAAACUUUUCCUUCUGGCCUUGGAUCGACACCAUCCUAGAGCUCAUUAAGAAGCACCUGCUGUGCCUGUGGAAUGAUGGGUGCAUCAUGGGCUUUAUCAGCAAGGAGCGAGAACGGGCCCUACUCAAGGACCAGCAGCCAGGGACGUUCCUGCUUAGGUUCAGUGAGAGCUCCCGGGAAGGGGCCAUCACGUUCACAUGGGUGGAGCGGUCCCAGAAUGGAGGCGAACCCGACUUCCACGCGGUUGAACCCUACACGAAGAAAGAACUUUCAGCUGUAACUUUCCCGGAUAUUAUUCGCAAUUACAAAGUGAUGGCCGCUGAGAAUAUUCCAGAGAACCCCCUGAAGUAUCUGUACCCCAAUAUUGACAAAGACCAUGCCUUCGGGAAGUAUUACUCCAGGCCAAAGGAAGCCCCCGAACCGAUGGAGCUCGAUGACCCCAAGCGAACUGGAUACAUCAAGACUGAGUUGAUUUCUGUGUCUGAAGUCCACCCUUCUAGACUUCAGACCACAGACAACCUGCUUCCCAUGUCUCCAGAAGAGUUUGACGAGAUGUCCCGGAUAGUGGGCCCUGAUUUUGACAGUAUGAUGAACGCAGUAUAAACACGAAUUUCUCUCUUUGGAGACGUUUUCCUUCCCAUCUGUGAUUACCUCCUGCUACUCUUCCUUCACAUGCUGUAUUUCUAGGGAAAUGCAAGGAAGAACAACGCGUCUGUUGCACCCUGCAGAUAGCAAGUGGAUAUUUCUCUGAUUAGAAAGCUGUUACUCUGAAGGACUUCAUGCAUCUUACUGAAGGUGAAACGGAAAGCCACUUACGAAAAGUAGAUUUUGUGAACAAAAGACCAGAGAUCCACCCAAGGCAUCAGGACUAGAAUGCGAGUGUUUUGGGAAAGGUGAGGAAUAUAAUAACAUCUAGUAAAGGCUGCGUAGUCAGUGCUCAACUGCUACACAUCACUGGACAGAUACACAGUUAUGGGGAACCUUCUUGAUACAGGAUAUUUCUGUCCUGAAGAUACUGGCAUGUCCACUCUGCUUUAUGGCUGGAAGUUUACCUAUGGCACAGUUCAAAGCCAACUUUACAUGCAGUGAUAUAUCAAACUAUAGUGGACAUCCUUCAUCUGAGUGGGAGGAAACAGUUGUGUUCUUAUGUCUUCUGUGUUGGCCAUGUAAAACUAAAGACACGAUUCUCUUCAGGGAAUUAGCUUUGUUGUUGGUUAUGGCUAAAUGAAACUAAACACCCAUAGAA